UGCGUCUUUUGGGCGGGGAAGCCCCGUCCUGAGUCAUAGACAAGACCUCAGGUGCCAAAGCCACAGCAAUGGGUUUUAAGAAGCCACGUGACUCCACAACGUUAGAGUUUAAAACGUGUUGAACUUUAAAAUGCAGCUAAACUAACGACAGGACAACAGCCAAGAGAUAUGACAUAUGAGAGCAAAGUAUGACUACAAACGGUGUGUUUCGUCAAAUGUUUACGGGCUAACAGAAAUUCAUAUGUGAGACAUGGGAGGAGCUGUCAGUUUGUCACUUGUGGUUCCUCAAAUAACUUCAAGCAGUGAGCGGAAGAUCGGUCACAACUUGUUAACUGCAUUCACACGUAUGCAUUAGACUCUGCGCUACUUUGAAGUAGCCUACAGGUAAAAAGCUACUUUCACAUUCUAAUCUCCAAUCAUCAUUAUGUUACUUUCGUCAUCAAAUAAACGUACGUAGUCUUUUUCUUAACAUUGACAUGUCUGAAAAUGAAGAUCAGUUACCUAACCCGGGAAGGGAACGCACUCUAAACCAGGAGUUACUAAUCGCGGACUGCAUGGAAACGGAGCCUCUUUUGACGGGAAGCAUUGAUCAGGGUCCUGUAGAUUACGGCUCGAAAUGUGAGGAUGGACAACGUGGGCCAUUAAGCAGUAAGGGGUCGUCUUGCCCUGACCCCGAAGCUUCCUGUCGUUUACAUGGAGAUGAUGACGAUGUCUACAUUCAACAAGCUGUUGUAUUCCUUGAAGAUGCUAUACAGUAUCGAUCAAUCAACCAUCGUGUGGAUUGUCGUUCACUGAAUUUAUAUAGAUGGUACUACUCAAGGCUCUGCCAGUGGGGUCUAGGUACCACCAUAGCAGUCAUCCUGGGUCUGGCUUUUUUUGAGAGGCCCUCUUCCUUGUCCCUUACAUCUGAUCCACGGUAUCGGCCCGCUCCUUGGGAGCCAGCUUGUGGCGUAACCGAGAGCAUAGAGAUGGUGUGCCUCUGCAUCUUCAUUGUGGAUUUUGCUGUGAAGAGUUACCUAAUUGGUUGGGAUGAGUUACUGAAGACCAAGUGGCUCAUUGGCUACAUCUUAGUCAUUGCAGCCUCGAUCAUUGACUGGACGUUGUCGAUAAGCAUGCUGUGUGAUGAGGCCUUGCGAGUUCGGAGACUUAUCCGUCCAUUCUUCCUUCUGCAAAACUCUUCCUUGAUGAAAAAAACAUUGAAGUGCCUAAAGCGGACCCUCCCAGAGAUGGCAAGUGUGAUCCUGCUCCUGGCUCUCCACCUGUGUCUCUUUACAAUGUUUGGAAUGUUGCUCUUUGCCAAAACAGAGAAUCCCGAGCACAACGGAGAGUGGGAGACCUACUUCAGAGACCUGCCACAGGCUCUGUCGUCAUUACUAGUGCUCCUCACUACGGCAAACAACCCCGACGUGAUGAUUCCAGCGUACUCUCUAAACAGAGGAUAUUCCAUCUUUUUCAUUCUCUUCAGUGUAUUUGGAACAUAUUUUCUGAUGAACUUACUCACUGCCAUUAUAUACAACCAGUUUAGGGGGUACCUGCUGAUAUCCAUCCAGACGUCCAUUCACAGGAGGCGUUUGGGUGUUCAGGCAGCUUUUGUGGUCCUCUGCUGCCAGGGCCGAGCUCACACCAAACUACUAACAGGAGAGCAAGAUGAGCAAGUCCAGGUGGCAGCUGUGCUGGAGGUGAUGCAGAGGGUGCAGAUGAAAUCUUACUACAGACAUGCCAUCAUAAAGAAAAUAGCUGCUGAUGGCUGCCUAACAGGGCAGGCAUUCCAGAGGUUGUUUGAUGAGCUGGACAAGGAUCAGAUAAAAGAGCAUCCUCCUAAGCCAGAGUACCGUCAGCUGUACCUACAGCGGCUGCAAAAUGGAAUCAGUCACUAUUCUGUCACAGUGUUGGGCAAUGCCCUGGCUCUGGCCAAUGUCAUCUGCAUAUGUACUGUUUUAGUUCUGGACUCUGAGAAAACGGUUACAGAACGUGAUGAUUAUUUAGAGGUCAUCAAUUGUCUAUUUAUUUUAUUUUACGUUUUGGAGAUGGCAUUAAAAAUCUUCGCUCUUGGGUGGAGAGGUUACCUGUCCUACAGAAGUAAUAUCUUUGAUGGGGUGCUCACCAUUUUACUCUUGAUGCUCCAGAUUUCAAUUUUUUCCGUAUACAAGCUUCCUUUUUGUCGCCGGAAAGAAAAGCAUGGCCUCAUGUCUCUGUGGGAGAUGGUUCGGCUGAUCAACAUGCUUAUUGUUUUCCGUUUUCUGAGGAUCAUUUCUGACAUAAAGUUAAUGGCUUUGGUGGCAAGCACUUUAGUUGACUUGGUGAAAAAUCUACGGGCUUUUGCAGGAAUCCUUAUGGUGGUUUACUACGUGUAUGCGGUUCUGGGGAUUUGGCUGUUCCAGGGGGCUAUUUCUCCACCAGCCCAUGACAGCAUCUCCAAUUCAAGCAUGGAAAACAUAUCAGCUAACUUCAGCAUGGAAUGUGGUACAUAUGAGCAACUGGAGUACUGGCCCAACAACUUUGAUGACUUUGCAUCUUCUCUGGUCAUGCUGUACAAUAUCAUGGUAGUGAAUAACUGGCACGUGUUCACAGAUGCCUACACCCGAUAUACCACAGAAUGGUCCAAGGUUUACUUCGUCUCUUGGUGGUUAAUCUCCUCUGUAAUGUGGGUUAACCUGUUCAUCGCCCUUAUACUGGAGAACUUCACAUACCGCUGGGACCGCAGUCAUGCAUUCACUGUUGUGGAUGUGGAGCGAACAGCCUACCAGACCUCAGUACAACUGAUGUUCAGAGAGCAUGUGCAGGAACCUACAGAGGAACAGCUGGUGGCCACUCUACAGCAGCACCCUCAUCUGCAUCUCGCUUGGUGACACAACACACCAUUUAUGGUCCGCUAUACCCUGAAGUUCUUCUGAACUGGGCCUGAUUACUUGGCUUUGUGGAGCUACUCAGGGUAGAAAUGCCAGUGAAAAAUAGAAUUAUAUUGGAUAUGCAUAUCAAGUAACACGAUCAUAACCAAAUAAUCUAAAACAAAACAAUAUUUAUUUAUUUUUAUAACUAGGGACAUUUUCAUUCAAAGGGGCUUUUGAUAUUAAAUUAUAUGAUCAAUAUAUCUAGCGAAAUAUAAGUGUACUCUUUAAAUGUUUAAGUGUCUCUGUUGAAUGGUGCGUCUCGGACAGCAAAGCCAGUCAACAUUCCAUGUUUAAUACAUGUCAUACAUUUAGCUCAAUCAAGAAUCAAUGCACCUAUUUCAAAUAAACUGAACCACAUUAGAUAAAACCAAAUGCCAUUCUUGAUACAUCAUAUUGCACUGCAGUUUUUUUCUUUACAAAUGUAAUUGAAUUUUCUUCACUGAACUUAUAUUGCUUUACUGAUAUUACUGAACUACUGUUACUGUACUUACACAGAGAUAGAAUACUGGAGAAACUCUGACAUCAUGUUUUAUUUUUACACUGUGCUUGUCAAUGAUGUCCAAAGCUUAUUUAUAUGAAACACAAAGGGACAAUCAUACCUGGUGAUGGUUUUCAUUUGCUUUUGAUUCAAUCAUUUGUCUUUGUUUAAGAUCAUGCUUCACUUCAAGAAAUCACUUAAAAUCAUUUGCAUCAAUAUUGAAUAAUUUGUAUUUAAACAAACACAUAUAGAGAUUGUUUAACAUAUUUUGUUUUCAAAUUUGUUUUUGUUUUAUUUUAUGUACUUGUGUAUUUGUGGGCUUUGGAAUGCCAUUGUGAACUAAAGCUAAAAAUAAAUAAAUAAAUAUA
This is a messenger RNA of Clupea harengus (Atlantic herring), 3737 nucleotides long. RefSeq names its product two pore segment channel 2 (gene tpcn2). NCBI's taxonomy places the organism in Eukaryota, Metazoa, Chordata, Actinopteri, Clupeiformes, Clupeidae. Gene Ontology annotation, biological process: endocytosis involved in viral entry into host cell; transmembrane transport; monoatomic ion transport. Gene Ontology annotation, cellular component: lysosomal membrane. Gene Ontology annotation, molecular function: intracellularly phosphatidylinositol-3,5-bisphosphate-gated monatomic cation channel activity; ligand-gated sodium channel activity; voltage-gated channel activity. The record is from RefSeq and is a predicted model, not a curated record.